Helobdella robusta is the source of this 936-nucleotide messenger RNA. RefSeq lists its product as hypothetical. The transcript has a single exon. NCBI's taxonomy places the organism in Eukaryota, Metazoa, Annelida, Clitellata, Rhynchobdellida, Glossiphoniidae. Gene Ontology annotation, cellular component: nucleus. The coding region runs from base 1 to 936 and encodes 311 amino acids. The record is from RefSeq and is a predicted model, not a curated record. Gene Ontology annotation, biological process: poly(A)+ mRNA export from nucleus.
AUGGCUGCUCCCGAUAAUGAGCCUAUUGUUUAUGAUUUUGAUCUGAUGAUGGCGAAGAAGAAGGAAGAAAGAAGGAGGAGGAAGAGAAAAAUAGAUGACGUUGAACUCAUCAAUGACAACGACGAUGCCAUCGCAGAAAUGAUACAAAAAAUGAACACAGCUGCCGAGCAAGAUAGGCAAUUGAAUUGUCAAAACAAACCGGCCAUUCGAGUUAUGAGACAAUUACCAUACGUAAAAGCAAAACUCGGUAAACUGGAAAUCCUAGAAUCGCUAUCAGAUUCCGGAAUUUUCAGUUCUAUAGCAAUCUGGCUGGCACCAUUGCCCAAUCUUUGUUUGCCUCAUUUGGAAGUUAGAGAGGCACUCCUCAAGCAACUACUUGAUUAUCCGCCGAUAAGUAGCGAAGCAUUGAAGGCAAGUGGUCUUGGGAAAGCAGUGGCCUACCUUUUCAAGCAUCCAAAAGAAACCGCAAAUAACAAAGAUAGAUGUCAGCAGUUAAUAACAAGGUGGGCCAAACCAUUAUUUUGUCAAGAUGCUUCUUUUAAAGAUUUCACAAGAGAAGAGCGACAGCAGAGAGAUUUAGAACAUUGUACUAAAAAACGUAAACUUUCCUCAAAAACUGAAAAGCAGGAAGAAACAAAUUCUUUCAGUGCACGCGUCGGAUUUACGGAAGCCUUAAUCGUUAAAAAGGAAAAAGAACGUUUAUUGCCGGAAGAUGCGGAUCCGGCUGAUAGAGCUAGAGUACCAGAACCAUCCCUCACGGAAUACAUCAUUCGACCAAAAUGGAAAGUUGAAAGUGGGCCAGCGGAGGGUGGAUCGAGGAAAAGAAAACUAACCAGGCUGGAUCAACUGAAUAAAAAAGUGAAAGCGAUGAAAAGAGCCAGCGUUUCAAAGCCAGCGGUUUCCGUCAGCCUCCAGGGAAACAACAUGAGCAUAUAA